AUGUCCCGGAUGGAUUGCACGCACACAUCAACCGAUGGUCGCUCACGCGCAAUCCAUCUGGUCCAGUUUUUACCGCCAACACUACCGCCAACACCACCGUCCGUACCACCGCCAACACUACCGCCAACACCACCGUCCGUACCACCGCCAACUCCACCGUCCGUACCACCGCCAACGCCAUCGUCCGUACCACCGCCAACACUACCGCCAACACCACCGUCCGUACCACCGCCAACGCCACCGUCCGUACCACCGCCAACACUACCGCCAACACCACCGUCUAUACCACCGUCAACGCCACCGCCAACAACACCAUUCCAGCCUCGCUUCCCGAGACCAAAGCUACAGUCGAGAACAAAAUUCUGCGCCGCCCUACCGUCGUCCCUGCCAAAGCCGGAGUUCCUGCAACAGUUUCUGCUGUCGUUGCAACGGAUGCUCCUGCCGUUGCUCCUCCUCUGACCGAUGUGCUGCAGGUGAUAACCGAGCUGUCAGCUACAAUAAACCGCCCCUU
Messenger RNA from Anopheles merus, 511 nucleotides. Its product is annotated as sulfated surface glycoprotein 185-like. The record is from RefSeq and is a predicted model, not a curated record. Lineage: Eukaryota; Metazoa; Arthropoda; Insecta; Diptera; Culicidae. The transcript is spliced from 2 exons. Bases 1 to 459 code for a protein of 152 amino acids.